This is a messenger RNA of Eremothecium gossypii ATCC 10895, 768 nucleotides long. RefSeq names its product spliceosome assembly protein PRP11 (gene PRP11). Gene Ontology annotation, cellular component: catalytic step 2 spliceosome; U2 snRNP; U2-type prespliceosome. The coding region runs from base 1 to 768 and encodes 255 amino acids. Gene Ontology annotation, biological process: spliceosomal complex assembly. The record is from RefSeq and is marked provisional. Gene Ontology annotation, molecular function: zinc ion binding; nucleic acid binding. The transcript has a single exon. Lineage: Eukaryota; Fungi; Ascomycota; Saccharomycetes; Saccharomycetales; Saccharomycetaceae.
AUGGAUUACCAAAACCGGGCAGGCUCGAAGAAAGGUGGAGGCGGUAUCGCCUCUCAAUCACAACAGAAUGUUCAUAGGCGGAAGCAGGUUGAAGAUCUUCUGCGUGGGGGCGAAGACGUUCCAUAUACUUUCCAGCAUGACAGCGCUGACAAGGCAGAUGAUGAAGCGAAGCUGAAAAGAAACCCAUAUAUAUACAAAAAUCACUCCGGUAAACUGGUCUGUAAAUUGUGCAAUACCAUGCACAUGUCAUGGUCAAGCGUGGAGCGGCAUUUGGGCGGAAAGAAGCAUGGGUUGAAUUUGCUGAGGCGGGGCGGAAGUACAGCAGGAGCUGAUGAUGACGCACUAUCGAAGCAAGAUAGAGAGUUCCAUACCAAAGUCGAGGAGAUGCGACAACAGAUAAAACACAAUGGAGUGGUUCCAAAGGUGCAAUUCACAAAGGUAAAAGAUCCGGAAACGGAGCACAUCGGGAUAGCGGUUAGAGUAGACUAUAAGGUAGAAGGUACUGCUGCAUCAGGGGAUGAGGAAGAACCACCAUGUCUGCGGAUUUUAUCAGGGCUUGAACUUCCUGGCGCUGAGGACGACGAUAAAAAAUAUCUAGUGGUAGCGUAUGAGCCUUUUGAAAACAUUGCCAUUGAAAUACCCGACAAGGAAAUUGUAAUGAGUAAAAGGCAAUCAGCAGUUGAAUCUAUAGACGAACUGAAUGGGAGAUGCAGCUACUGGGAUAGAGAUGACAAGGCCUUUUAUGUGCAACUGUUUUUUAAGCAGUAG